Magnolia sinica is the source of this 1497-nucleotide messenger RNA. RefSeq lists its product as uncharacterized. The coding region runs from base 1 to 1497 and encodes 498 amino acids. The transcript has a single exon. The record is from RefSeq and is a predicted model, not a curated record. Lineage: Eukaryota; Viridiplantae; Streptophyta; Magnoliopsida; Magnoliales; Magnoliaceae.
AUGGCAACGGACGCGAUGAUGUGCAGGGGAUUCUCGAUCACCCUCAUAGGAUUCGCUCGGAGUUGGUACCGCCAGCUCAAACCCAAUUUCAUCAGUUCCUUCACAGAGUUGAGUCGACUAUUCCUUACCCAAUUCAUAAGCGGUAAGAAGAGUCGGAAACCUAAUACUCACUUGUUCACCAUCAAACAAGAGCUUAAGGAGUCAUUGAAGGACUAUAUUGCUCGCUUCAAUGAGGAAGCAUUGCAGGUAAAAUAUUACGACGACAAGAUGGCACUUGUUGCAGUUUUUAGCGGCCUAAAAGAAGGAAAGUUCACUUUCUCCAUUAGAAAGAACCCACCGAAGACGUUAGCUGACCUCGUCGCCAAAGCUCAGAAGUACACUAACGUUGAGGAAUUCUCCAAUGCCCUUAAAAAUGUUCUAGUGAUAGAGCCGAUUGGUAAACAGAAGAGGCCAAUGAAUGAAAAACCUCAACCAUCUAGUAAAGGACUAGAUGACCGUGCCCCUCACGAUCAUCGUCCAAGCAGGAAACCAAAGGGUAAGUUCCGUUCAUACACCCCUUUCAACACGUCAACUAAACAAACUCUGUUAGAUAUCAAAGGGCAUAAGCUUCUAAAUUGGCUUGUUUGCAUGAGGGCCAAUCCGGAUCAUCGAGACAAACGCAAGUAUUGUCGCUUCCAUCGGGAUCACGGUCACAACACAGCCGAUUACGUGGAUCUUAAGGAUGAAAUUGAGACUCUUAUUCGUAAGGGACACCUGCGUCGAUAUACUAAGGGAGAAAGAACCUCUCGGAAAGAAGAGCGACAGCGAGAGCAGCCAAAUAAUACCAUGGAAGAGCCAGCUGAGAUCCGCACCAUCUUUAGAGGCUCGUCUGGUGGAGGAGAUUCAAACCGGGCUCGAAAAGCCCACUCUCAGAAGUUCGAUCUGGAGCAUUAUGUCCACUUAACCAAGUGGCCCAGUAAGGAACUCCAGGUCAGCCCGUGUAGUCUAACCUUCAUGGAAGAAGAUGCACGCGAAAUCCAACACCCGCACGAUGACGCCCUGGUAGUUAUUAUGACCAUAGUAAACUGCAAGGUGUACCAAAUUUGGGUUGACACCAGAAGCUCGGUCGACGUAAUCUAUUCCGAAUCUUUUGAAAGAAUGGGGAUACCGAGGUCUCAUCUCAGACCUGUAAAGACCCCCCUACAUGACUUUGCCAGAGAAAGAGUAAUCUUCGAAGUAGCCAUCUCCCUCCUUGUGACUGCGGGAGAAGGACAACAUCAAGCCACCCUCAUGGUGGACUUUCUUGUUGUCAAUGUGCCAUCCGUACAUAACGUCAUUUUGGGUAGACCUUCCCUCAAUGCAAUGGGAGCAGUUGUGUCCACCUAUCAUUUGAUGAUAAAGUUCCCUGCCGAGGGCGGAACAAGAUACAUCCGAGGCGAUCAGCGAGAGGCUUGGAAUGCUAUGCUAUUACAGUCAAGAAGGGGUCGGUCAAACAAGCACUCACUGUCAAUAUACUAG